This is a messenger RNA of Trichoderma citrinoviride, 423 nucleotides long. Its product is annotated as glycosyltransferase family 17 protein. The record is from RefSeq and is a predicted model, not a curated record. Lineage: Eukaryota; Fungi; Ascomycota; Sordariomycetes; Hypocreales; Hypocreaceae. The transcript is spliced from 2 exons. The coding region runs from base 1 to 423 and encodes 140 amino acids.
AUGACGUCCCGGGCCGCCUCUCUCGUCUUCGCCGCCGGGCUGCUCAGCCUGUCCCUGUGGCUGCUGCUCGGCCAGCCGCUGCUCGCGCCGCACCCCGACCGCGGCCGCAUCUCCAACCUCGACCUCGUCCUGGGCGACUCGCUGCCGCCGCGCCUCAACCUCUGCUUCGCCACCAUGGAGCAGUUCCUCAACAAGAUGGCCAGCUUCUCGCACGUCUGGAUGAACCAGGACGAGUACCGCGACCGCGACAACAUUGCCAAGGCGGUCCGCGAGGGCCGGGACGUCUGGGGGCGCGACAUUGACACCUUUGAGCGCAUCGAGCGCAACCAGGACAUUCCGGCGGUGCUGAGGCGCGAGGGGGACAAGUACAGGUACCUGCUGGACAGGAGCGGCAAGUCUGCUGGCUUCACUGAUUAUCCUUGA